Molecule: messenger RNA, 1689 nt
Organism: Kwoniella botswanensis
Lineage: Eukaryota; Fungi; Basidiomycota; Tremellomycetes; Tremellales; Cryptococcaceae
Exons: 10
Coding region: 1-1689 (562 amino acids)
Cellular component (GO): cytoplasm; nucleus
Molecular function (GO): mRNA binding
Source: RefSeq, a predicted model, not a curated record
AUGGAAGACGACAGAGAAAUGCGAGUAGACGAAGCUAUCAUUCAAGAUAGUGGGAAUGGUGAUAGAUAUGGAUCUAGAAGAGACGAAAGGGAUAGAUCAAGAAGUAGAGAUAGGCACAGAAGCUCAAGAGAUGAUGAUAGGGGACACCGAAGUCAUCGAAGAAGAUCCUAUUCUCGAUCAAGAUCUCGUUCUCGUACUCGAUCUCCAAGGAGGCACAGACAUCGUUCGCGAUCUCACUCACGAGACCGUGAUUACAAACAGGAUCGAGAUCGGGAUUAUCGAUCUUCUCACCGAGAUUAUCGAUCCAGUUCAGAUAGACACGGUGGAUCAUCUUUCAGGGGUGGACCAAGGGGAGGUAGAGGUCUGACUGGCGCGUACAACAGAAAUGGAUAUGGUCAUUCUCACUCUUCCUCCAGACCCACUUCGGGACCUGGACCAAAUGGAGAACAAUCCGUUGGAGGACCUAUGAAUGCCACUCAAGAGGAAGCUGAGGCUCACGCCAAAGUCUCAAAGAGAGAGAAUAGGUUGUACGUAGGUAAUUUGGCUUACGAUGUCACAUACAAGGAUUUGUCAAACUUUAUGUCUCAAGCUGGUGGCAACGUGGUCUUCUCUGAGGUUCUUACUACUCCUGCUGGUCAAUCUAAGGGUUGUGGUAUCGUCGAAUUUGCUACUCAAGAGGAAGCUCAACGUGCCAAAGCCGAGCUCACCGACAAAUAUUUGUUGAGCAGAAAUGUCUUCAUCCGAGAGGACCGAGAAGAGACCGCUCGAUUCGGUGCCCCUCCUAUCCCAGGUAAAAUUGGUGUCGCCACCGGUGAAGCUAGAACUUUCCUGGGUAACGCUGCUCCUGUAUUCCACGUCAACCCUAUGAACAAGAACAUCUUCAUUGGAAACCUUCCUCUCCAAGCUUCCUGGCAAGACCUCAAGGAUCUUAUGCGACAAGCUGGGGAAGUCAUCAGGGCUGAUAUCAACUUCCACCCUGAUGGAACACCCAAAGGAAACGGUACUGUAGUCUUCGUCAACCCCGAGGAUGCUCGAGCUGCUAUUGAGAUGUUCAACGGAUUCGAUUGGUUCGGUAACAUUCUUGAAUGUAAACCUGACAAGUUCGCCAACAGUCCCUUCGGUCCUGGACGAGGACGAGGUGGAUUCCGGGGAGGUUUUGCUCCUAGAGGGGGCUUUGGUGGAUUCCGAGGUGGUUUCAGAGGAGGAUUCAUGGGUGGUGGUGGAUUUGGUGGAGCAGGUAGAGGAAUGGGAUUCAAUCCUGCUUACGGUGCUCAAGGUGGACGAAGUUUUAAUGAUAACAUCUACGCCGAUUACAACGGUCCGGAAGGUGGUGAAGGCAUGGCUGUGGACGGUGCAGGUGCAGGUGCAGGAAGUGGAUUGAAACCUCAACCUGCUGAACCAAACCAGCAGAUCUUGGUCAGGAAUUUACCAUGGUCAACAGCCAAUGAAGAUCUGGUAGAGCUCUUCGAGACAGUUGGAAAUGUAGUCAUGGCUGAAGUUCUCUUCGAAGCUGGAAGAUCGAAGGGUGAAGGUAUCGUACAAUUCACCGAGACUGCUGAAGCUCAAACUGCCGGAGAGAAGUUUACUGGAUAUAUGUAUGGUGGAAGACCUCUUGAUGUCCAAUUCAACCCUAGAUGGCACGAGUUCUCUUCUGCAGCUGUUAAAGGUGGACAAGUUGCUCCUGCUUAA